AUGGAUAACACAUACAAACCACGAAUCAAGGACCUUCCCGAAGACGAACGUCCACGCGAGAGACUCCGCAAAUACGGCCCGGAAAACCUGAAAGAUUCUGACCUUUUAGCCAUCAUCCUCAAGAGUGGCUUCAAAGGAACAACUGCUAUUCAACUCGGUGAGCAGAUUCUUGUGGCGUUUGAAGGGGAUCUAAAACGGAUGGCUGAUAACAAAUCCAAGCAAUAUGAGAAGAUUAAAGGGGUUGGUGAAGCGAAAGCAGCACAAAUCGUUGCAGCGUUUGAACUUGGAAAGCGAUUGGCACGUUUCCACGCCGAGCGGGAUAAGAUUACCUCACCCAGCGAUGUCGCCGACCUGAUGAUGUCUAAAAUGCGCUACCUACAGAAGGAAAUUGUCUGCGUCUUAUGUCUUGAUACCAAAGGCGGUGUGACAACCAAAGAAGCAACAGUCUUUGAAGGGACGCUAAACGCCAGCGUCUUCCACCCACGCGAAAUUUUUCGAUUCGCGAUUGAGGAAUCCGCAAAUUCAAUCGUCCUCGUCCAUAACCAUCCAUCUGGUGACCCCCAACCGAGUCAGGAAGACAUCCGGGCAACAAAACAAUUGAUUGAGGCUGGCAAUCAAAUCGGGAUUAAAGUAUUAGAUCACAUCGUCAUCGGCGACGGGAUCUUUGUCAGUCUAAAGGAAGAGGGAUUUAUUUGA
Molecule: messenger RNA, 696 nt
Organism: Geodia barretti
Lineage: Eukaryota; Metazoa; Porifera; Demospongiae; Tetractinellida; Geodiidae
Source: the annotation of a GenBank genome assembly